Molecule: messenger RNA, 1648 nt
Organism: Drosophila novamexicana
Lineage: Eukaryota; Metazoa; Arthropoda; Insecta; Diptera; Drosophilidae
Gene: Cyp4d20
Product: probable cytochrome P450 4d20
Exons: 6
Coding region: 92-1627 (511 amino acids)
Molecular function (GO): monooxygenase activity; iron ion binding; oxidoreductase activity, acting on paired donors, with incorporation or reduction of molecular oxygen
Source: RefSeq, a predicted model, not a curated record
UGAUGUCAAUUAAAACGCUCGAAACUGACUGCGCAAUGUGGAGAACGACGGUUCAAAACAUGUUCCAGUUCCUCGCUCGCGGAUCAUCAACAUGUGGCUGACCUUGCUGGUUGGCGCUUUAACCGUGCUGCUGGCCUGGGACUUUGUACGCAAGCGGCACAGCUGCGCCACUUUGGAGAGAUCGGGCAUUACGGGUCCCCUCUCGCUGCCGCUGCUGGGCUGCGGGAUACAAGCACUGCAGCUGGGUGCAGAGAAUAUCAUCGACUAUGUUGGCGCUUGCUUUGAUAAAUACGGCGCGACCUUUCGCUUCUGGAUACUCAACGAGUCGCUGAUCUACACCAAGGAUCUAGGCCACUUUGAGGCCAUAUUAAGCAGCACCACGCUGCUAGAGAAGGGUCAGCUUUACCAGUUCCUGCGCCCCUUUCUCAACGACGGGCUGUUGUUGAGCGUGGGCAGAAAGUGGCACUCCAGGCGCAAAGUCUUUUCCAAUGUUUUUCACUUUAAGAUAUUGGAGCACUACGUGGGCAUUAUGGACUGCCAGAGCGCCGUCUUGGUGGAGAAACUACAGCCAUUGGCCGAUGGGAAGCAUGUUGUGGAUAUGCUGAAGUACGUGUCGCUGGCAGCCCUGGAUGUCAUUACGGAGACGGCCAUGGGCGUGCAGGUGAAUGCACAAAGUGAUCCAGAAUUUCCAUAUAUAAAAGCGCUAAAAAGCGUCGUCAACAUCCAGCCGGAUCGCAUGUUUAAGUUCUCACAGCGUUACGAGUGGCUCUUUAAACUCAUGGCUCCAUUGUUGCACAUGAAGCUAGUGCGAGAUAUUCGCAUCAUGCAUGACUUCACCGACAAGGUCAUCCGAGAGCGAAGGGAGGCGGUUGAGCGCGCCAAGGCCGACGGCAGCUACCGACCGUUGUGUCUGGGCGAUGAGGACAUAGGCAGAAGGCCGCAGAUGGCACUGCUUGAUAUUCUGCUUCAGUCUUCCAUCCAAGGCAGCCCGCUCACCGAUACAGACAUUCGCGAGGAGGUGGACACCUUCAUGUUCGAGGGCGACGACACCACCAGCAGCGGGGUCUCGCAUGCGCUCUAUUGCCUCGCCAGAUACCCCGAGGUGCAGGCGAAGCUAUACGACGAGCUGCUCCAGGUGCUUGGCAAAAAUCGAAUGGAGCCAAUCAGCCAGGCUCAGCUGCAGGAGCUCAAAUAUUUGGAAUGUGUCAUCAAGGAGACAAUGCGACUCUACCCGCCAGUGCCAGCGAUUGGCAGACAUACCAGAAAGGAUCUCCAGAUUGGCGAACAGACCAUACCGGCAAACACCAGCAUAUAUUUGGUGCUAUACUUUGCGCAUCGCGAUCCCAAAUACUUUCCCGAUCCGUUGAGCUUUAAGCCAGAGCGCUUUCUAAAUGAUACGUGGGAAGCGGAGGGCAAGCGACAGACAUUUGCCUAUUUGCCAUUCAGUGCAGGGCCCAAGAACUGUAUUGGCCAAAAGUUUGCCAUGCUCGAAAUGAAAACGUUGAUCAGCAAGGUGAUUCGACAUUACGAGCUGCUACCCGAAGGACCGGAGGUAAGCCCAAUGAUGAACUUCAUAUUGCGCUCACCAACGGGCAUGAAUGUAGCCUUAAAGCCGAGAUUGGAAUAGGAAUGGGAAGUACGAUUCCAU